AUGGCCCCCUCUGAAGCUCAACCCUCCACAGAUUUCUCGCCAGAUCUAAAAAAUGACUUGAUUGAGAGUUCUCAAAGGGCUACUCAACGAGAACAUGAUCUGACCGUACGACAAGCCCUUUCAAAGCACAAGAGUGCUAUCUUUUGGGCAGCCUACUUCAUCCUCCCUGGUUUCGUUAUCGGUUACGAUCCAACAAUCCUCGGCAGCUUGGUCGGUGUACCGCAAUUCCGAAAAGACUUUGGUUACGAGCACCCUGCUGGAUCAGGAACUUACGUCCUCUCUUCAUCUUGGACCUCCGCAUUCCCCUACGCACCUAUCAUCGGUUUCUUAGUCGCUCCAAUUUGGGCAGGAUGGUGUGUCGAUCGUUUUGGACCAAGGAAGACCCUGCUAUGCUGCACAACCCUGUCUCUGGGAACUCUCCUGAUGGAAGUUCUGGGUAACACUGCCGGCAUUAUUUUCGCCGGAGACCUCCUUACUGGCCUCCUCACUGGUGGCUUCCCCGUACUCGGACCGGCAUACAUCUCAGAAAUUCUCCCUGUUAACCUUCGUGGUAUUGGACUGGCAGCCAACAACUUUGCUCAGGUUGCUGGGUCGUUUAUUGCAAUCGGCAUCUUGCGCGGGACGGAAACACGGCCUGACAAAUGGGCGUAUAAGAUCCCUUUCAUCACAGAAUACGCUUUCCCUGUUCUCUUCAUCCUGGGAGCCUUCUUUGCGCCUGAAACACCUUGGUUCUUGGUGAAGAAAGCUCGAUACGAAGAAGCCGCAAAAUCUCUGAAGCGUACUGGAUAUACUGAGGAUCUCGACGAUACCCUGGCUCAUAUGAAGGAAACCAUUCUCAUGGGAGAGCAGUGUAUAUCCACAACCACAUACCUUGAUUGCUUCAAGGGCACAAACUUCCGACGUACUGCAAUCUCCUCAAUCUGUUACAGUGGCCAAUUCUUCUGCGGAGUUAACGUUGUGUCUUCAUAUUGUACCUACUUCUUCCAGCUGGCAGGUGUGUCGACAGAUCAAGCCUUUGACCUCUCUCUUGGUUUAUUUGCGCUUGGUAUAGUCGGUAACGUGGCUUCAUGGCCUUUAUUGUCAAUCUGGGGUAGAAGACUCCCCUAUAUUUUGACUUGUUCCGCAACUGCAACCUUGAUGUUUUUGAUUGGAUUUUUGGAUCUCGCACCAUCUUCCAAUAAAGCUGCUCUCUACGCCAAGUCAUCCAUGCUACUUGUAUUUUACCUUAUCUACAACUUCGGUCUCGGUCCUCUUGUUUAUGCCUUGAUUGCUGAGAUCCCAUCCACAACAGUACGCGGAAAGACAAUGGGUGUGGCAUGUUCGUUUGCACAUAUAUUUUCCCUUGUCAUCACAGCCGCCCUUCCUUAUGCAAUGAGUCCUCUUGAGGCGAAUUGGGGUGGCAAGAUUGGAUUUUUGUUCGGCGGCCUCAGCAUUGGGGUGAUUGUUUGGGCGUGUUUGUGUCUACCAGAAACCAAGGGCAGGACGUUUGAAGAGCUUGAUAUUCUUUUCGAGCGGAAGACACCAGCCUGGAAGUUUAGCAGCACUGACCUGUCGGGUUUUGAUCGUGGGACUGUGGUUCAUGGCGAGUGA
This is a messenger RNA of Penicillium griseofulvum, 1590 nucleotides long. RefSeq names its product Major facilitator superfamily domain, general substrate transporter. Lineage: Eukaryota; Fungi; Ascomycota; Eurotiomycetes; Eurotiales; Aspergillaceae. The transcript has a single exon. Gene Ontology annotation, cellular component: membrane. Gene Ontology annotation, molecular function: carbohydrate:proton symporter activity. The record is from RefSeq and is a predicted model, not a curated record. Bases 1 to 1590 code for a protein of 529 amino acids. Gene Ontology annotation, biological process: carbohydrate transport; transmembrane transport.